AUGUAAAAUAAAACAUCACUAGUUUUUGAUUAAGCUUAGAGAUAUGCGAAAAUUAAAAAAGAAAACGAAGAAUUGCUUUACUCAACAUUGAAGUUAUAUUAACAAUAUGGAAAAAUUGAUGAUCCCAAUCUGAUUGCAACAAUUCUCGAUUCUCUCUAAACAAUCGAAUUCUUUAAAUAAAAUUGUCCAGAAGGCAUGAAACUAGCUGAAUUCGUUUCCAAUGCCAUUAAAUAUUUCAAAUAUGAAUAAUAUGAUUAUGGAUCCCCCAUAUUUCAUUAUGGAGAAUACGGUGAUAAGAUGUUCAUCAUUUUGAAGGGAGAAGUUUAUGUCUUCGGACCAAAACCCCAGGAUGAAAUUAACAAAGAAAUGGAAUAACUUAAAUAAUAGGAAGAAGGUGAAUUGGUUAUUAAAGGAUAAAAAAGGUAGUUAACUACAAAUGUAGAUAACUUACUCAAAAUUUAAGACUCCAGAUAUUAUAAAGAUGGAGUUCUUCUCUAUUAAAAAAUUUUUCAAUACUACUCAGGACAAUGUUUUGGUGACGUAGCCUUAACAUCAGACAAACCCAGAUCUGCUACUAUUAUCGUAUCAUCAGAAAAGGUUUAUUGUUUAUCUAUGCGAAGAAAUGAUUUUAAAAUCAUCUUCUAAAAAUCAAUCUAAUAGGCUAGAAACACUAUUGAAUUCUUUAUGAGAAUCUUCCCAGGAGCUCUUCAAUUUAAUCUCUCCAAAUUUAUUUAAUAUUUGCGACCUGUUGUCUUCCAAAGCAAAACCAUUCUUUGGCAAAUUGGAGAUGAACCAUAGUUCUUCUUCAUUAUUGUUACUGGAAGAGUAGAACUCUACAAAUACAUGGAUCUUGAUACUUUAACAGGUAAAUCCAAAAUUAAUGAUGAAAUCAAAUAAGGAUUAUUUGUAGGCAAAUAAUAGUAUAAAGCUAAAAUAGUUCUUAGUUAAUUAGCAGAAGGUAAUAUAGUUGGUUAGGAAGAGCUUCUGGAAGAUUUUCAAAAAAGAUAAUACUAUUGUGAAGUAGUCGAUAUCACCAAUGCCUAUUACAUGGAAGCAAGUGAUUUUAGAGCAAUCAAAGGAAAUCAUCAAGAUAUCAUUGACUGUUUGAGAGAGAGAGCCACUGUUAAUAAAGAUUAUAUAAAUAAAAGAAAACAACUAAUACUUCACAAUUUUAAGAAUUAUGAUUCGUAUUUGAAUACAUUGACUUAAAACUAGACAAGCAAAGAAUAAAAAUUAAAGGAGAUUUUCUCAGUACCUAAUAAAGAUAACAAAUCCAAUUCUUUAUGUGUGAGAUCCUAAAAAUAAAUUAAAGGAUCUCAAAAUGAGAUUCUCCAACAACACAUUGCUUUUGAUUAAAAAAGGAAGUUAGUUGAACCUUAAGAAAAAACAGAAUUAAGAUUUAUCAUAAAUAAUAAUAAUUUAUCCUACAUAAGAGAAAGAUUAUAAAGAUAAUAAUAGCCGGAAAGAAAUAGUCAAUCACCUUAAAAGCAUGUGAAAAAUAAGGUCUUGAUUUCUCAAAUAUUAAAGAAAUACUAGAAUAAAAAGAUAAAAAGAGAAAAUCAAUAUUUGUAACUUCAUCUUAGUCAUCAAUUGGGUAGACUGUGGAAACUGAAAACUCAGUAGAUUUGUUAAGAUAAAGAUAAAGGACUUCGAUCUUAAGACCAAGUUAUGUGCAAUUAAGAGGGAGAAAGCAGUCAGGAGAAAAGAGUAAUAAUAAUAAUACUACAACAAUUAUAAAUUUAACAGAAGUGGAAACAAGAACACAUUAAUAAACAAUGCAUUUAAUAACUAAUGUGA
Messenger RNA from Paramecium tetraurelia, 1797 nucleotides. RefSeq lists its product as uncharacterized. Lineage: Eukaryota; Ciliophora; Oligohymenophorea; Peniculida; Parameciidae. The transcript is spliced from 4 exons. The record is from RefSeq and is a predicted model, not a curated record.